CAUGGAAAGCAAAUCCUGUUGCGGGGCGGGGAAGGUGAAGCGGAGGCGGUGAUGGUGGAUUCGCAGCCAUGGCGAGCACGCACCCCACCUUUUGAUCAGCCCCCCAUUCCACCAUUCAUCUGCCGCAUUAUUCACAUCUCUGCCCAUUUGCCCACCUCCCUUGUCAAGUCCCCUCAGAGAAUGGAAGCAGGAGCUUGAAAUUGUGCGAGCACCAAGUCGUGGAUUAUUGUUUGUUACUUUAGAGAGGAAUUAUGGGUACUGCAACCGCGAUUGCGCCCAAGAUGGUGGUGCCGAAGCUCGGGACGCAUGGCUGCUCACUUUACUCCCCUGCUGCUGGUCUACCCCCGCUGCUUUUCUCCAGGAGGAUUUCAUCCCACUCUUCCCUAUGUGCGUCAAGACGGAACCGCAACCUCUUGGUUGGCUACCUGUCUCUUGCAAACUCGCGUAUGCUUCAACACGUCGCCGUGAUGUCUCCACUUGGACAGAUGCCCAAUUGGGUCAAAGGUAGUGAGCGGAUGGUAGCGACGGCGUCUCUUGCAGCUGAUCAAGAGGUUGUUAUCGAUCCUAAGUCCCAGGUUGAGAUUCCAGAGGACGCAGAAAACAAAAUCAUUGUUUUACCCACAAACGAGUCAUCGGAGAAUUUAGUCAAAAUCCGCCAUACGACUGCACAUGUAUUAGCAAUGGCUGUACAGAAGCUUUUUCCUGAAGCUCAAGUUACAAUUGGUCCGUGGAUUGAGAAGGGCUUCUAUUAUGACUUUGACAUGAAAGAAGCUUUUACCGAGAAAGACUUAAAGAAGAUCAAGAAAGAAAUGGACCGAAUUAUUAGUCGCAAUUUACCGCUUGUAAGAGAAGAGGUGUCGAGGGAGGAAGCUGAGAGGCGUAUCAAGGCCAUAAAUGAGCCCUACAAACUGGAGAUAUUGGAGGGUAUCAAGUCAGAGCCGAUUACGAUAUACAGAAUUGGGGAAGACUGGUGGGACCUCUGUGCUGGGCCCCAUGUGGAGCGGACCGGACAAUUAAAUAAACGAGCUAUUGAGCUUGAGUCCGUCGCAGGAGCAUAUUGGAGGGGCGAUGAAAAGAACCAAAUGCUGCAGAGGGUGUAUGGAACAGCAUGGGAAACGGAGGAGCAGCUGAAGGCCUACCAAGUUCAAAAGGAAGAAGCUAAGCGCCGUGAUCAUCGGCGCCUUGGACAAGACCUAAAUCUAUUCUCUAUCCAGGAAGAUGCUGGAGGAGGUCUUGUCUUUUGGCAUCCGAAAGGAGCCAUGAUUCGUCACAUUAUUGAAGAUUACUGGAAGAAGAUGCAUUUUGCAAAUGGAUACGAACUUCUUUACACCCCUCAUAUUGCCAAGCUUGACUUGUGGAAAACAAGUGGACAUUAUGAUUUCUACAAAGAAAACAUGUUUGAUCAGAUGCAGAUAGAGGAGGAACUAUACCAAAUUAGGCCCAUGAAUUGUCCAUUUCAUAUCCAAGUUUACAAGGAUGCACUUCGAUCCUAUCGCGAAUUGCCCAUGAGAGUGGCGGAAUUGGGCACAGUUUAUCGAUAUGAACGGUCUGGGACUUUGCACGGCUUGUUCCGAGUUCGUGGUUUUACUCAGGAUGACGGACAUAUCUUCUGUCUCCCCGAUCAAAUUAGGGAUGAGAUCCGAGGAGUGCUUGAUUUAACGGAGAUGAUUCUCAAACAAUUUGGUUUUUCGAAAUUCGAGAUUAACUUAUCAACAAGGCCUGAGAAAGCUGUCGGCAGUGAUGAGAUUUGGGAAAAAGCUACUACUGCUUUGAAGAGUGCGUUGGAGGACAAGGGCUGGGAAUAUGGCAUUGAUGAAGGAGGUGGUGCUUUUUACGGUCCUAAAAUCGAUGUGAAGAUAGAGGAUGCGAUUGGUCGCAAAUGGCAGUGCUCUACCAUUCAGGUGGAUUUUAACCUACCCGAGAGGUUCAAUAUGGUGUAUGUGGACUCUGACACCUCAAGAAAGCAGCCCAUUAUGAUUCAUAGAGCUAUAUUUGGUUCUAUCGAGAGAUUUUUUGGUAUUUUGACUGAGAAUUAUGCUGGCGACUUCCCAUUGUGGCUUGCUCCAGUUCAAGCUCGUUUGCUUCCAGUGACCGAUAAUGAGGUUGAUUACUGCAAAAAGGUGGUAGCUGAGCUUAAAGCGAGGGAAAUUAGAGCUGAAGUGAUUUUUGGUGAGCGGCUUGGAAAGUUGAUUCGUAACGCUGAGACACAAAAAAUACCCGUUAUGGCUGUUGUUGGGCGUAAGGAAGUUGAGACUGAAACUCUGACUGUCCGAACCAGACAUGGUGGAGAGCUUGGUAAUGUUACCGUUGCUGAUCUAGCGGAUAGGAUCCAGCUCGCAAUCUCUACUCGUGGUGUGUUGUGAGUACCACAAUGAUAUUCAAAUCUGUCCCGGAGUUCUUAGAGAAAGAAACAGAUUUUCAUGUAGACCAUUCAUUCAUUGAUUUGGGCUGAUAACUAUGUCUAGAAGUGUCUCGAUGAGAAGGCUGCCGAUAUGUGCCUCUUGUGUACUUAUACAGCUCACAAUACCACUUGUGGGCUCAAGUGUAGAUUCAAUUGAAGUAAUACAAUCGAAUUAGCUGAAAUUUAUUUGUAGUAUUGUAUUAUUAAUUGGAGAUUUCAAUGUGAAGGAUUACAUUACUCUGGAAA
Physcomitrium patens is the source of this 2647-nucleotide messenger RNA. RefSeq names its product threonine--tRNA ligase, chloroplastic/mitochondrial 2. Gene Ontology annotation, molecular function: threonine-tRNA ligase activity; ATP binding. The record is from RefSeq and is a predicted model, not a curated record. Gene Ontology annotation, cellular component: chloroplast stroma; cytoplasm. Gene Ontology annotation, biological process: threonyl-tRNA aminoacylation. Lineage: Eukaryota; Viridiplantae; Streptophyta; Bryopsida; Funariales; Funariaceae.